GAUGAAAUAAUAAAAUUUAAUGGCCUGCAACCAAGUGGUGAACUUGAUGAUUUUACAAGAAAAAAAAUGGCAGAACCGAGGUGUGGAGUGCCAGAUUUAUAUGCGAUUAGGCAACCAGGUACAAUUUUCAAAUGGAAUAAGAAAACGUUGUCAUAUUCAAUUCAGUCAUAUUCCGGCAGUUUAUCCUAUAAAGAUACAAAGUCGGCGAUUUCAAAAGCAUUUGAGUUAUGGGCUGAAGUAAUUCCCAUGGAUUUCAAUGAACUGCCAAGAAAUGGUGAUAUUAGGAUAAAGUUUGCGAAGCGAAGUCAUGGUGAUCCAUGGCCCUUCGAUGGUAAAGGUGGCGUGCUAGCACACGCAACUAUGCCACCGAGCGGGUUACUUCAUUUGGAUGAUGAAGAAAAGUGGACAUACAUGGAUGCUCAGAAAAUAUUCAGAUAUGACUAUACAGAUUUAUUGGCCGUUGCUGCUCAUGAAAUUGGCCACACACUUGGGUUGGAACAUUCGAGGAACAAGGAUUCUAUUAUGGCUCCAUAUUAUCAAGAAACCGUCGAUCGACGUGGAAAUUAUAUAUUGCCGAAGCUACAUUACAAUGACAUUUCCAUGGUGCAAGAAAUAUAUGGUACGAGUUUUUGGGACCGAAUCAAAAGUUUUUUCGGUUUUGGUGGAAAAGAAAAGGCAUCCAGUAAUGCUUCAUCACGACAACCAAAUACAGCAACCACUCCAAUUCCGCCAACAUCUCUUCGUUUUGGCGGCAAAGAUAAUAGAACACCAAAAGAUCCUGUGGAAUGUCCGCAUGAUGUUGAUGCAAUCACGAAAGUGGGAGAUGAGGUUUAUUUGUUCAGCAGUAGCAAAGUCUUUGAAAUAAUUAACCAAAAAGUGCAGCAAAUAUAUUCGCUGAGGAAAUUGUUUCCGAAUAGUCCACCAUAUGUCCAAGCAGCAUUAUCAAACCCAGCUUCGCGAUCAAUAAUUUUAUUCCAGGGCAGACAGGUUGAAAGUCAAUCUCCAGCUAAAUUUAGUUUAGUUCGACCAUAUCCAAAGCGUCUUUCAUCCACCAUUACAUUUAAUCCUAUGGGAGCUUUUACAUGGAUCGAUGGACGUAAAGUAUUAGUUAAUGCGCUCGAUUUUGCGAUUUAUGAUGAUUAUUGGAACCAAGCAACAAUGCAAGAUAGAAUCGCAAAAUAUUUUGAUAAUUUUCCCAGAGAACCGAUAAGAGGAAUAAUCGUCGAAGACAAUAACAUUAGCCUGUUCACGAACGAUAAGGUGUAUAAAUAUGACGCGAAACGAAGAAAUCUUAUCGGAGGUCCGGUUGCUUUAUCAGUUUAUCUUCAGUGUUGA
Molecule: messenger RNA, 1335 nt
Organism: Dracunculus medinensis (Guinea worm)
Lineage: Eukaryota; Metazoa; Nematoda; Chromadorea; Rhabditida; Dracunculidae
Source: the annotation of a GenBank genome assembly